This is a messenger RNA of Erpetoichthys calabaricus (reedfish), 5631 nucleotides long. It is a transcript of the gene sv2ca, whose product is annotated as synaptic vesicle glycoprotein 2Ca. Gene Ontology annotation, biological process: transmembrane transport; chemical synaptic transmission. Lineage: Eukaryota; Metazoa; Chordata; Cladistia; Polypteriformes; Polypteridae. The record is from RefSeq and is a predicted model, not a curated record. Gene Ontology annotation, cellular component: membrane. Gene Ontology annotation, molecular function: transmembrane transporter activity. The transcript is spliced from 13 exons. Bases 623 to 2809 code for a protein of 728 amino acids.
GUUUACAUGAAGCGUAACGAUUGCCGACUCCUAAAACGAAAUCAAACCGGAUGGCAGACAAUUUCUGCAAUAAAGGUUAUUUAAUAAAUUAACAAACAUCAGAAUGUAAUUUUAGGUUUAUUUGUCCCGUUCUUUAUUUGAUCACUUUAUUAAUUCCUAAAGGUUUUUUUUUUGUGUGUUUAUUGGGUAGAGCCUUAGACACCCCCGCCCCACCCCCGCCCUUUUCGUAAGCUUGAUUAUUCCAUUAGUCGGGAUUGCCCAGUCCACGGGCAGGGAAACAGUUUAUUGAUUGCAUUUUCCGCCAUCCGCACUCCUUAUUCAUCUCUCUGCCUCUUUUCUUUUCUUCUGCCACUGCAGAGGCAGAACUGCAACGUCAUAAAAAUCCAACAGUAAUUUCUCCACCGGUAGCGGCCAUUUUACUUGAGGAUACCAGCACUUUACUCUUUAAGAAUCUCCGAUAGCGUCUCCUUUGUAUGUGUGCGAAGAAGCUCUGACGCCGCAUCAGCAACUCCUAAGCCCUGUGGAAGCUACUGGAAAGGAUUUUGAUGGUUCACAUCUCCUCCUGCAUCAUAUAGGCUUUAUAACACUUUGAGCACUUUGUCCUCUGCCUGAGGGGAGAAAGAUGGAGGAUUCAUACAGAGACAGGACUUCACUGAUUAGGGGUGCCAAAGACAUUGCCAAGGAAGCUAAAAGGCAGGCGGUACGUAAAGUGAACAAAGCUGUAGACAGAGCGCAGAAUGAAUAUACACAGCGCUCCUACAAUCGAUUUCAGGAUGAAGAGGAUGAGGACUAUUACUAUAAGCAGGACGCAAACUAUAAUGAGCAUGUGAAUGAAAAUGACGGCGGCUCAAGUGAAGAUACAGAAGGACACGAUGAAGAUGAUGAAGUUUAUGAAGGAGAGUAUCAAGGCAUUCCUAACAAUGGCCAGCAGAAGGAGAACCAGGUGGCCCUUGGACUGCCGGCCAUGGAUCAGUACAAAGAUCGGCGUGAACUCGAGACAGAGCGCAAGGCCGAUGAAGAAGAGCUUGCUCAGCAAUAUGAGCUCAUCAUCCAGGAGUGUGGCCAUGGCCGCUUCCAGUGGCAACUCUUCUUUGUUCUGGGGAUGGCUUUAAUGGCUGAUGGUGUUGAAGUAUUUGUGGUGGGCUUUGUGCUCCCUAGUGCUGAGACAGACAUGUGCAUUCCUAACUCUGGAUCAGGAUGGCUUGGCAGCAUCGUGUACCUUGGGAUGAUGGUGGGGGCUUUCUUCUGGGGUGGCAUGGCAGACAAAGUCGGCAGGCGACAAUCCCUACUCAUCUGCAUGUCAGUCAAUGGAUUCUUCGCUUUCCUGUCUUCCUUUGUCCAGGGUUACGGCUUCUUUUUGCUUUGCCGCUUGCUCUCAGGAUUUGGGAUCGGUGGAGCGGUUCCAGUUGUGUUUUCCUUUUUCUCAGAGGUUCUUGCAAGAGAAAAAAGAGGAGAGCAUCUGAGUUGGCUCUGCAUGUUCUGGAUGAUUGGUGGAAUCUAUGCUUCAGCCAUGGCAUGGGCCAUAAUACCACACUAUGGUUGGAGCUUCAGCAUGGGGUCAGCUUACCAGUUCCACAGCUGGAGGGUGUUCGUCAUAGUGUGCGCUCUGCCCUGCGUUGGCGCCGUGGUGGCACUCACCUUCAUGCCUGAGAGUCCACGGUACUUCCUAGAGGUUGGAAAGCAUGACGAAGCCUGGAUGAUUCUGAAACAAAUUCACGACACCAACAUGAGAGCUCGUGGGCAGCCAGAAAAGGUCUUCACGGUUAACAGAAUCAAGACUCCUAAACAGAUCGAUGAACUGAUUGAAAUCCAGUCUGAGACCGGAAAUUGGAUUUCAAGAUGCAUCGUCCGAGUUCGUACCGAGCUGAGAGGGAUCUGGGUGACAUUCAUGAGGUGCUUCAACUACCCAGUGAAAGACAACACAAUCAAGCUGGCCAUCGUCUGGUUUACGCUGUCUUUUGGUUACUACGGAUUGUCCGUCUGGUUUCCAGAUGUCAUCAAGCAUCUGCAGGCUGAUGAAUACGCAUCAAAAAUGAAAAACUUCACAGGGGAAAACGUAGCCAACAUGACAUUCAACUUCACUUUGGAAAACCAGAUCCACAUUAAUGGAGAAUACACCAAUGACAGAUUUUAUAAAAUGAAGUUCAAAUCAGUGACCUUUGAAAACUGUGUGUUCAAGAACUGCGAAUUUGAAGAUGUUACUUCAGUGGGUACCUACUUCAGAAACUGCACAAUAUUAUACUCACAUUUCUUCAACACAGACAUUGAUGAAUCCAAGCUCAUUGACACUGUAAUAAAGAGCAGUAGUUUUUCAGAGAACAAAACAGGCUGUCAAAUCACCUUUGAUGACGACUACAGUGCCUACUGGGUUUAUUUUGUGAACUUCCUUGGAACUCUUGCGGUUCUUCCUGGAAAUAUUGUAUCCGCACUACUAAUGGACAAGAUUGGUCGCUUAACCAUGUUAGGUGGCUCCAUGGUCCUUUCUGGAAUAAGCUGUUUUUUCCUGUGGUUUGGAACCAGUGAAUCCAUGAUGAUUGGGAUGCUGUGUCUUUAUAAUGGCCUUACAAUUUCUGCAUGGAAUUCUCUGGAUGUGAUUACUGUGGAGCUGUAUCCAACAGACAGGAGGGCAACUGGAUUUGGGUUCCUGAACGCCCUGUGUAAAUUGGCAGCAGUCCUGGGAAAUCUCAUAUUUGGCUCCUUAGUAGGAAUCGCCAAAGCCAUUCCCAUCCUGCUGGCAUCCACAGUUUUGGUAUGUGGAGGUCUCGUUGGGCUCAGAUUGCCUGACACAAGGAGCAACGUUCUCAUGUAAAUGGACAAAGCCAUCAACAGUACUGCUUCUGGGUGCCUCAUUACGGUACAGACUAGAUGCAAAAGGUUUAGCUCCUGAGUGGUAAAUGAAUCAAUCAGUGCGUUAAAAUGCCCACAAACAUAAUGCAAUGCUUUAUACUUUUGUCCAUUUUGUAUUUUACAUUCUGUUCAACUGGCUGUUGUGGGAUCAGAAAAAUAAAUAAAAAAUAAGCAAUACAUAUAAAAGAUGAGACAUCGUUCAGUCAUGGCCACCAGCUUUGUCUUCCACCUCUGUACACUUCCAUUACUGUCCAGCAAUGCUCCCCAACAGUGGAUGGGCCUUGAGCUGAUAAAGGAUUGUCUUAUCAUUAGUGUCUGGUAAAGAAGACCUCAGUGAUUCAUAAGUGAGACUUAGUAAUGCAUGAUAAUACUCCAGCAGUAGGUGAGAGGUUUGCAUCCGCUUUCCUGACCAUCACAUUUUGUUUGCAGUCAUUUGCAAAAGAUUGAUUACUAUUGGCACGAAAACGCCUUUCAAGAAAGGGAUGUUAACAAAGAAAUGUUCGCAGUUGUCAUCCAGGGGUGGCAGUAUAACAUUUCAAUGAUAUUUUUAUUUAAAACAUGUAUGUAGGGCAAAGCACAUUCAAACAUGUAUGCUUUAUUUAUAAUUAAGAGAUAUUUUGAUUUGUUUCAACUAGACUUAUUAUAUUUUGUAAGUUAGCUCAAUUGUGCCAAACAUGGGUUCUGUCGAUCUGCAGAAUUUCAGUUAUGUGGAACCUAAACCUAUUGUAUCUAAAUUACAGUUAAUGGAAAAGGCCGUGAUGCACAGAAUAUCCAACAGGUGCAAUUGCAUUACCAUGUAAAAUAAUGUACAUUUUUAAAAAUUACUGCCAUCUUACUUUUUGUGUUCUUCUUUUAUUUACAAUUCUACACAUGCUAUGCCUUGACAAGUUGACAUUUUUCCCCUAGGCUAAACACAAGCAUUUUUUCUUCUUUUGUGUUUCUUGAUUUGAGUUACAUGUUCAUGUGGGUAUCGAAUGCCCAGUAGGUGGCAGUGCCAAUUUCACAAGUUCAUUCUUACAAUAGUUAAGCAGUCCUUUGCGAAAACAUAAUGGCCUUUUAUUAAUGCAGUGCCUCUCCUUUAAAUUAUUGCCAGAGUAGAUAAUGUAGUGCAUCACAUAGUUACAGUCGCCAAGAAAGGCUGUUUUAAAAUGAAGUAAUAGCUUUCUGGGUAUUAUCUGCACCCUACAGUGCAUCUCUCAAGCAGUGCCAAAUCCACUCUUAUCAUGAAUGUAUAUAUGUGUAUUCCCAGCCUCACUAUGUAUAUAGUGUCAGAUUUCAAAUAUACAAUAAUGAUGCUGUACAUUAACUUAACUAAAAGCAAACUGCAUCUCUUGCUUGUUAGCACUACAGCUGCACUUGUGUCCGAGGCAACUAACAAAACAAAAUCGACAUUUUUAGCACUAAAGGAGUUCAUUGCCAAUGUACAAAUGAAUCACUGAUCAGGCAAAAAGAUGAGAAGUGCACUGGUUCUUGGAGUAGUGGGCAGGUCAGAGUAUAAAGAUGACAUAAUGGAGGAGCGUCCGUUGACAAAUCAUUGGGUGCUACACAGUUUCUGCUUAUCUGCUUUGAUACCUGAACCCAGGAUGUGUGGCUAGGCAGGUUUUGCCUUCUUAAUAAAAAAAACUGCUCUUGUUUGCAUUACCUAAUGAGACCCACUCAAAGCCUUUAUGUGUUUCAAAUUGUGUGCACCUUCUUGUACCUUUUUGUCCUCACUGCUAAUCUUUAUGCCUUCUUGUAUGUCUGCGAUAUUCCAUUUAUGUCCGAAUUUUCCCGAGUGUGCGUCUGUUACUCCUGUAUCUGUAGCUACUGCUGCACUUUCAUUGCCAAGAUUCCAAAAACUGAGCCCAUGUUGUUGGCUAUAAAUAACUUUAGUUUACCUCUACCCACAAUUUAAAUUUUUUAAUUUUUCAAAUUUUAUAUAGUGCUGCUCUUAUUGAAUUUUUGUGUGUGACUGUAGUUCUACUGAAUUGCAAAUCUAUGUGACUGAUGAAACAUUACUCCACCGCAAUGAAAUUCAAAUAAGCUUGUUGGAUUUUUGGAGUGCUUACGUCAGUGUUUUAGUGGGUGUGUGAUUAUAACCGCACCUGUUCUAAGCUUGUUUAGGGAUGUUGUCCUGUUUAGUCCGUUCACAUUCCACAAUCCCUUUGUCACACUGUAUUCUUUUCAGUCAAGAAGUAAUAAGUAAGUGCAGAGAUUCUAGAUCUCAAAAUAUUUGAAACUGAACAUUUGUGUAUCAUUUUAUGUUUUUUUCCUUGAAAAUACAAGACAGUAUAGACAGAUGCAUGCAAUGAAGGACAUAAGACAGUCACAGUUAUUAGCCAUGGCGUUGGAGAGUGUUGUUAAUUAGCACAUGUAAGAAUUUCAGUGUACUCUUUACAUAUGAAAAGCACCCUAUAAACCCAUAAAAAUUAAAACACACUGGAAAUUCACAUCAUAUGAUGUAUGUACUAACUGAAAAAGUGCAAUCGGUAAAAUUUUAUGAGUGAACACCAGGAGAAAGAAUAUAGUGAAAAAUCUAAACAAGGUUGAAAACAAAAGACACAAAGGGAGACAAGCAACAUCAGACCGCUAAUCAAAAAUCAAACCAAAACUUCAGAGCUAAACUACAAAUGCUAGGAAUUACAAAAAAAGGGUUGCAAGAAUCAUUAAGUUUAUCCAAUCUCAGAUAAACUAUUAGGUGACCUUUACAGUUACAGUCGCAAAGUAGGAAUUUGCUGGACUGUCAUGAUCAGGAGCUAAAUUUUGGGGUCUUGUGGCUUUUUUCCUGUGCUGGGGGCCAUUUUG